Messenger RNA from Rotaria sp. Silwood2, 436 nucleotides. The record is from the annotation of a GenBank genome assembly. NCBI's taxonomy places the organism in Eukaryota, Metazoa, Rotifera, Eurotatoria, Philodinida, Philodinidae.
AUGGAAACGAAGUCAAUUAUUUAUAAUAUAUCAAAUGACUUGAAAAUCAAUAUAAUACUGUACUGGUGUUUUUUUUCUAGUCGUGGUCCAACUCGUAAAACUGUUCGUCGUCGUCUUGGUGUUGAAUACCAUGAAUAUCGUCAACAACUUCGAACAACACUUGCUCGUGUUGAAGCAAUUGCUAUUACGGUUGAUAUAUGGACCAAAAAUAAAACAUCUUUCAUCUGUUUAACUGGUCAUGCUUUCAAUAGAAUAUAUGAAUCAAUUCCAAUUGUAUUAGGGUUUCGUCAAUUUAAUGGAUCCCAUCGAUCGAAAAAAAUCAAAAAAUAUAUUCUUUAUGAAUUAAAGCAAUUAGAAAUUGAAAAUAAAAUAUGUGCUAUUGUUAGUGAUAAUGGUAGGGAUAUUAAAAAAGCAACUAAUGAUAUCAAACCCGGUC